UUUUUGGCAACAUCAUGAGGAAUUGAAAUUUGUUUCCGGUUUAUUAUUUUGCUUUUGUAAUUUGAUAAAUGUAUUUAAAUAUAUGAGAUUUUAUUCGUUUUGCUAGAAGUUUACCUGAAGAAAAAUCAUAGGAAACAACUUCAAACUUUAGCUCAAUGGCGGUCUUGCCUCGGCGGAUAAUUAAGGAAACUCAACGUUUAAUGGCUGAACCUGUUCCUGGAAUCAGCGCUAUUCCUGAUGAAAGCAAUGCUCGUUAUUUCCAUGUUGUUGUUGCGGGGCCUGAAGAAUCUCCUUUUGAAGGUGGAGUUUUUAAAUUAGAAUUAUUUUUACCUGAGGAAUAUCCUAUGUCAGCUCCGAAAGUAAGGUUUAUGACCAAAAUAUAUCAUCCUAAUAUUGAUAAAUUAGGCCGUAUAUGUCUAGAUAUUUUAAAAGAUAAAUGGAGUCCAGCAUUACAAAUACGAACUGUGUUGCUUUCCAUUCAGGCUUUACUUAGUGCUCCUAAUCCAGAUGAUCCACUGGCAAAUGAUGUUGCAGAACAAUGGAAAAUAAAUGAAGCAGAAGCAAUAAAAACGGCUAAGGAAUGGACUCGUCUAUAUGCUAUGAAUAAUUAAAAAAAUUGACUGUGGCAUAACUGUUUUAGUCUAACUUGGACUUCUAUAAACACAUGUUGACUCCUGAAAUUGGUUGUCCUGUGUCUUGGCUUGACUAAAAUAUCUGCUUACCACUUAUGUAAUACAGGGGUUCUUUCUUGCAUCAUACAGUUUCAAUUGUUGGCAUAUGCACUUAAAACUUGAACAAUUUAUUUUUGAAUUUGGCAUCUUGUGAAACAAGUAAAAUUUUUCUUGUCAUUGUUAUUCACUUACCUAUUAUUCUAAAAAGAAAAGGUCAAAAGAUGUGUAAUUUCUCUCCUAAAUUGUAAUUACUAUUUUUGAUUGUUAAUAACUCGAAAUUUGAAUUUAUUGUGGGUUGUAAAUUUUUUUCUGAAAUAUAAAUGUUUGUAAUUAUUUUUUACUACUUGCAUAUAUAUAUAUAUUUUUACAUAAUCAUUAAGGCAUUGCAUCUAACUCUUACCAAGUCUUUUUGAAAUUAGAAAUCAGCAAACCGAAGGACAUAACUAUAUUGCUUUUAAAUAUAAUAUUUUGUGACCAUAAUAAGAAACUUUUUUUAAAUAAAAAUAAUAAUAAAAAAUAAAAAACGCUCUCUAUCAUUCAACAUGAAAGUUUAAUACUUAAUGGAAUUGCAAGGCCAAUAUUAAUAUUUUAGAAUCCAUUUUGUUUGAAGCUCUUUUAUGAGUAGUUAUCAAAAGUUAUUUUAUUACAGUGAUUUUUUUUUUGAUGUCUUAUAUUAUAUUAUUUAUAAAAUUAUACAGUUAAUAAUAUUUUUUGUAAAGUGAAAGAUUUUCUAUUUCGUCAAUAAAAUCUUUUUGAUUAAUAAA
This is a messenger RNA of Parasteatoda tepidariorum (common house spider), 1435 nucleotides long. Its product is annotated as ubiquitin-conjugating enzyme E2 N. The record is from RefSeq and is a predicted model, not a curated record. NCBI's taxonomy places the organism in Eukaryota, Metazoa, Arthropoda, Arachnida, Araneae, Theridiidae.